AUGGAUUUGAAACUUCCAAUGGAGACGACAACUGUUCCAAUGAGAGUUGGUUCUAGUGAACCAGUUACACGAGGCGUUAAGACUGCAAAUGGGCAAGCUAAGGCAGCCAACAAAGUCAUACUGGCUGGAUUAAAGAAAAGACUACAAGAUGCAAAGGGAGCUUACGCCAAAGAACUCCCUCUAGUAUUAUGGGCAUAUCGAACUACACCUCAGUCUGCCACGGGAGAAACACCCUUCCGACUUGCUUAUAGCAUAGAAGUCAUGAUACCAGUUCAAGUCAACAAGCAAAGUCCAAGGGUGAGGUUCUAUGAUGAGGUUGGCAAUCUUCAAGCAUAUAAAGAAGAACUCAAACUACUCCCUGAAGUCCAAGAACAGACCCAAAUAAGGGAAGCAGCACUAAAGCAAAGGAUGACAAACAAAUACAACAAGAAAGUCAUUCGAAGAAGCUUCACCUUAGACGACCUGGUCCUGAUCAAGAAUGAUAUUAGGUUAACAAGUCGGGUGAGGAAAAACUCUCUGCUAAUUAGAAAGGGUCAUAUAAGAUAA
Messenger RNA from Arachis duranensis, 546 nucleotides. RefSeq lists its product as uncharacterized. Gene Ontology annotation, molecular function: nucleic acid binding. The record is from RefSeq and is a predicted model, not a curated record. Bases 1 to 546 code for a protein of 181 amino acids. The transcript is spliced from 2 exons. Lineage: Eukaryota; Viridiplantae; Streptophyta; Magnoliopsida; Fabales; Fabaceae.